Homo sapiens (human) is the source of this 7295-nucleotide messenger RNA. RefSeq names its product cannabinoid receptor 2 (gene CNR2). The coding region runs from base 2193 to 3275 and encodes 360 amino acids. Gene Ontology annotation, biological process: response to amphetamine; response to lipopolysaccharide; negative regulation of synaptic transmission, GABAergic. NCBI's taxonomy places the organism in Eukaryota, Metazoa, Chordata, Mammalia, Primates, Hominidae. Gene Ontology annotation, cellular component: dendrite; perikaryon; neuronal cell body. The record is from RefSeq and is a predicted model, not a curated record. Gene Ontology annotation, molecular function: cannabinoid receptor activity; G protein-coupled receptor activity. The transcript has 2 exons.
CUGCCUGCCUCGGCCUCCCAAAGUGCUGGGAUUAUAAGCGUGAGCCACCUCGCCCAGCGGGUCUGUUUCUGAUGGGUCAUUCUUGCAGGUUGAACAAGUUUUCCAAAAUGUGGUGGUUUGUCCUCAGUGGUGGCAAAGUGUCAGCUGAGAGUAAGUAGGGAUUGUUCUAUCUGCCUUGGCUCUCAGGCGAAGGUCAGGCAUAGCUGGAGGACAGAAUCCUUUUCUUCUUCUUCUUUUCUUUUCUUUUCUUUUUUUUUUUUUUUUGAGACAAGGUCUCACUCUGUAGCCCGGGCUAGAGCACAGUGGAACAAUCACUGCUUACUGCAGCCGUGACUUCCUGGGCUCAAGUGAUUCUCCUGCCUCAGUCUCCCCAGUAGCUGGGACUACAUACAUGCACCAUGCCCAGCUAAUUUUUGUAUUUUUUGUAGAGAUGGGGUUUUACCAUGUUGGCCAGGCUAUUCCUGGGCUCAAAUAAUCCACCUGUCUCUGCCUCCCAAAGUGCUGGGAUUACAGGCAGAGCCCCCAUGCCUGGCACAGAAUCCUGUAAGAACACUAUAAACUAACUCUAUUAAGCAUCUCCUGCCUUUGAUUAGAUACCUACUGUAAACCAGGUACAGUGACAUGAAUUUGGUAAACUUGUAUCAUUAAUCUGUAUAAUCAUGUGAUAUGGAUAGUAUUUCUCCCAGUUUACAAGUGAAUGAAACAGAGGCUCAGAGAGGUGCAGUAAGGUGCCCAAGGUCACACAUCCUGAAAGUUGCAGAGCUGAAUUUUAAUCCAGGAAGGUCUGGUUCCCAAACCUGUGACAUUGUGAUCCAACAUGCUAAGUUUCCUCGAGGAGACCUUGGGAAUCACCUCCAUCAAUCCAACUGCUUUGAAGAUGAGAAAAGAAAGGCCCGGAUGGUCAGGCAAGGUGGCUCAUGUCUAUAAUCCCAACAUUUUGGGAGGCUGAGGUGGAAGGACUGCUUGAGGCCAGGAGUUUGAGACCAGCCUGAGCAAUAUAGCAAGACACUAUCUAUAUUUUUUUAAUAGAAAUCAAAGAAAGAAAAGAAAGGCCUUAGAUAGGAAAAGGGACCUGCCUAAAGUCACUCAGUAGCAGGACAAGGACUAGAACCUAGGCUUCCCUACUCCCAGUUGGGGAUAAAAACGGUGAGGCUUGUGGCAUCAAAUCUCAGCUUCCCACUGUAGGUGUGGUAGCCACAGGCAGGGUAUCAUUCUCUUCCUUACCUCCAGCUCUGAGAGAUUUAAACCCAGCAGCAACGUGGGACCAGCCGCUACUGUGGCUUCUUUCACUUCACGCUUUCACUUCAGGUUAGAAAAACCCCCAGGCACACCUUUUCUGAGCAGGUUCUCAGGUCCCAAGUUUCCCUUCCCAGAUGCUCAGUAUGAACCAGGCUGUAGGCUGCAGCCCCUAACACCAGCCCCACCAUGGACGCUCCCUAUGUGAAGUGCCAUAUGGUUUCUGAACAGUGGUAUUUUUGUUAGGUGAAGAAAGGACUUGGUCAUGGUGGUUCACUUUUUUCUUUUUCUUCUUCUUUAUUUAUUUAUUUAUUUUUUUAAACUGAAUCUAGCUUUAUUGCCCAGGCUGGAGUGCAGUGGCGCAAUCUCAGCUCACUGCAACCUCUGCCUCCUGGGUUCAAGUGAUUCUCGUACUUCAGCCUCCCGAAUAGCUGGGAUUACAGGCACCUGCCCCCACUCCUGGCUAAUUUUUGUAUUUUUAGUAGACAGGGUUUCACCGUGUUGGCCAGGCUGGUCUCAAACUCCUGACCUCAAGUGAUCUGCCCUCCUCGGCCUCCCAAAGUGCUGGGAUUACAGGCGUGAGCCACCGCGCCUGGCCUUUUUUCUUUUUUAAUCAGGCAGCCCAGAAUAGGUUCAGAAAGACUCCCGCUUCUCUUUUACUCUUACAUCUGUACAGCAUCAGGUCACAAAAUGUUUUUGCAUGCAUCGGUGAUUCUUAAUAUUCAGAACUCUGCUGGCACACUGAUAAAAAGUGUGAAUCCUUCUACCCCAACCAAAACAUGCACAGACAUAAAGUCUUAAAUAUGCCUCGAAAGGACCGAUACUCCCAUCCAAGCCUACCCAUGGACCCAGGGUAAGAAGCUAUGAUGGAGGUCAUCAGCCCAUUUGGCAUCUCAAGGAGAAUGGCAUAGCAAAGCCUUCUAGACAAGCUCAGUGGAAUCUGAAGGGCCCACCCCAUGGAGGAAUGCUGGGUGACAGAGAUAGCCAAUGGCUCCAAGGAUGGCUUGGAUUCCAACCCUAUGAAGGAUUACAUGAUCCUGAGUGGUCCCCAGAAGACAGCUGUUGCUGUGUUGUGCACUCUUCUGGGCCUGCUAAGUGCCCUGGAGAACGUGGCUGUGCUCUAUCUGAUCCUGUCCUCCCACCAACUCCGCCGGAAGCCCUCAUACCUGUUCAUUGGCAGCUUGGCUGGGGCUGACUUCCUGGCCAGUGUGGUCUUUGCAUGCAGCUUUGUGAAUUUCCAUGUUUUCCAUGGUGUGGAUUCCAAGGCUGUCUUCCUGCUGAAGAUUGGCAGCGUGACUAUGACCUUCACAGCCUCUGUGGGUAGCCUCCUGCUGACCGCCAUUGACCGAUACCUCUGCCUGCGCUAUCCACCUUCCUACAAAGCUCUGCUCACCCGUGGAAGGGCACUGGUGACCCUGGGCAUCAUGUGGGUCCUCUCAGCACUAGUCUCCUACCUGCCCCUCAUGGGAUGGACUUGCUGUCCCAGGCCCUGCUCUGAGCUUUUCCCACUGAUCCCCAAUGACUACCUGCUGAGCUGGCUCCUGUUCAUCGCCUUCCUCUUUUCCGGAAUCAUCUACACCUAUGGGCAUGUUCUCUGGAAGGCCCAUCAGCAUGUGGCCAGCUUGUCUGGCCACCAGGACAGGCAGGUGCCAGGAAUGGCCCGAAUGAGGCUGGAUGUGAGGUUGGCCAAGACCCUAGGGCUAGUGUUGGCUGUGCUCCUCAUCUGUUGGUUCCCAGUGCUGGCCCUCAUGGCCCACAGCCUGGCCACUACGCUCAGUGACCAGGUCAAGAAGGCCUUUGCUUUCUGCUCCAUGCUGUGCCUCAUCAACUCCAUGGUCAACCCUGUCAUCUAUGCUCUACGGAGUGGAGAGAUCCGCUCCUCUGCCCAUCACUGCCUGGCUCACUGGAAGAAGUGUGUGAGGGGCCUUGGGUCAGAGGCAAAAGAAGAAGCCCCGAGAUCCUCAGUCACCGAGACAGAGGCUGAUGGGAAAAUCACUCCGUGGCCAGAUUCCAGAGAUCUAGACCUCUCUGAUUGCUGAUGAGGCCUCUUCCCAAUUUAAACAACUCAAGUCAGAAAUCAGUUCACUCCCUGGAAGAGAGAGAGGGGUCUUGGCACUCUCUUCUUACUUAAACCAGUCCCAGACACCUAGACACGGACCCCUUUUUGCUGAUGAGUGUUGGGACUGACUCCUGGAAGACAGCCUGGCCUUGCCCACCUGCACACAGUCUGUUGGAUAGGUAGGGCCACGAGGAGUAGCCAGGUAGGCGAGACACAAAAGGCCUGGGACAGGGUCAGUACAAGUCAGGUCAGGCUUCAUGCCUGCAUCCUCCAGAGACCACAGGAGCCAAAGCGAGCCUCCAGGCCCAGCAAUGAGGGACUUGGGAGAAAUCUGAGAAGAAUGGGUUGUUCUCUUGGGAAGUCAGGGUAUCAGAUGGGAUGGACAUCCAGGUCUUCUCUCUGCCUAAUUGUCAAGGCCUCCUUGGCUCUGGAGCUAUGAAAGGCCCCACUUUCAAGUCACCCUUGCCACUGAGGACCGAGGACUAUGCUAUGAUGAGGAUUAAGGUGUUGACUUGCCUCUUUCAGAGAUAAAUGACAAGCCUUCAGUUUGGGGCAUCCUGUUGUUUGGGCGAGGACCCUCUCUGAUAUUCUGAUAAUCCCCACCUGUAACCUCAGGUCCCUGGAAAUACAGAGGAGGCUGGGAUCGCCUGAGACACAAAAAUCUUUGGAGAAUUUUCUUGACCCUCUGAAGUCCUUCCAGCAGCAGUCCUGGUGGUGCUGCUGGAAGCAGGCAAUGUCCUAGUCUAACCUAACUCGAAGAAAAAAAGGAAGAUAUUCACAAAGAUUGUAUAAAUCUCCAAACUGUUCCCCUAUCUGCCCCCAAUUCAGCUCCCUUGCCUCCUCCACACCCCUAUUACAUAUAAUAAGCAGAGCAAGUGGGAGGAGGGGAAAUGUCCUUCCUAUAUGCCAGGUAUGGGGCUGACAUUUCAGUCUAUUGACCCCAGCUAGAAUAUAGCUCCAUGAUUUUAAAGAUCUCAGGGGCCAGGCAUGGUAGCUCAUGCCUGUAAUCCCAGCACUUUGGGAGGCCAAGGCAGGUGGAUCACCUGAGGUCAGGAGUUUGAGACCAGCCUGACCAAUAUGGUGAAACCCUGUCUCUACUAAAAAUACAAAAAUUAGCAGGGCAUGGUGGCAGGCACCUGUAGUCCCAGCUACUCGGGAGGCUGAGACAGGAGAAUUGCUUGAACCCUGGAGGCAGAGGUUGCAGUGAGCCGAGAUUGCACCACUGCACUCCAGCCUGGGUGACAGAGCAAGACUGUCUCAAAAAAAUAAAAUAAAAUAGAUCCCAGGGUACUCAUUUUUCAUAUGAGGGAGGCUGGGUUCCUCCCAGAGGAGCCUAAAACAGCCAACAAGAGAAAUUGUUGGCGGCAGGAAGAUUGCAGAGGAAUUCUAAUGCAAUUAUUUGGGACCUCAAAUGGAAUAAAAUGAAAGAUAUUGGUUAAACAUGUCUUCGUUUAAUACUUUCAAGACAAAAUAUCCACUAGCUAUUCACUUAUUCAUUCAUCUCAUAAACAUGAGCCAGGCUCUGUGCAGGGUCCUGAGUACCCAGCCAUAAAUGAGACUGUGCCCCUGUCUCAUGGGGCUUACAGUCUAUAUCCUGCUUGCAAGACAGCCAAUAAGUCAAUAAAGAAGAUAAUUACAGGCAGUACAACAAAGGAAAUAUGCAGGUUCAUGUCAUGUAAUAGGGAUUAAUUGAGUUAACUCAAUAAACGGUAGGAUAGACCUACCAUGUGCCGGCUCACUUUUAUUGAGCCUUUACUAUGUGCCAGGCAGGGGGCUAAGUGUUUUUAAAUGCCUUAUUUCACUUCAUGUUUCCCAACAACCUAAUAAGAAGGUCUUAGUUAUCUUCAUUUUACAGAUGUGGCAACCUCAAAGAUGCAAAGUCACUUGUCUAAGGUCACCCUGCUAAGUACCAGAGCUGAGGUCUCCAACCUAGUUCUGUUUGACUUCAAAGCCUGCCCUCUUAACCACUAACCUUUUGUCCUAGUUCAGUCAAAUUCUGCUUGAUUAUUGCUCAUUAGGGAUAAUAUUAGCUAUCUGUAGCAUCAGAUUGCUGCAAAGUUAACUCAUCGUAGAUUCUCAAUAUACUCCAUUUUAUUAAAUGGCCCCGUAUUAAUCUCCUGUAAUAAAUUUCACAAAUCCAGUGGCUUAUCAACAGAAAUUUACUGUCUCAUAAUUCUGGAGGCCAGAAGUCAAAAUCAAGAUGUGGUAGGGCCCUGCUCCCUCCAAAAGUUUAAGGGGAGAAUUAUUCCUUGACUCUUUCAACUUCUGGCAGUCCCUGUCAUUCCUUGGCUUGUGGAAACAUCACUCCUACCUCUGACUCUGUCUUCAUAUGGCAUUUCCUCUGUGUCUCUUGGUGUCUUUUUUUUUUUUUUUUUUUUUUUUGAGACGGAAUCUCAUUCUGUUGUCCAGGCAGGAGUGCAGUGACAUGAUCUUGGCUCACUGCAACCUCCACCUCUCAGGUUCAAGUGAUUCUCCUGCCUCAGCCUCCCAAAUAGCUGGGACUACAGGCACCCGCCACCACACUCAGCUAAUUUUUGUAUUUUUAGUAGAGAUGGGGUUUCACCAUCUUGCCCAGGCUGGUCUUGAACUCCUGACCUCAAGUGAUCCGCCCACCUUGGCCUCCUAAAUUGCUGGGAUUACAGACGUGAGCCACCAUACCCGGCCUGGUGUCUUUUUUAAAGAAUAUCAGUCACUGGAUUUGGGCCCACCCUAAUCCUAAUAGUAUGACUUCAUCUUAAUUUAACCAAUUAUAUCUGUAGAGACCCUGUUUCCAAAUAAGGUCACAUUCACAGAUUCCAGGUGGACAAGAAGUUUAGGCGGACACUAUUCAACUCAGUACAGACCCAGGAACAAAGUCCACCCACUGGGCUGUGUUGAGUGGCAGUCACUAGUUUAUCCUCCCUCAACAAGAUGAGCUCCAGGUUGACCUCUGCAUCCCCAGUGCUCAGUCAGGACCCAGCAGAGCAUCUGAAGGGAUCUGGUCAAUAUGUGUGGAACUGAACUGUUUCUGAAAAGCUCUGACGUAUGUUUUGGAAAAUCAAAUCUUGUUUUAAUCCAGACACCAAUCUUUUUGUAAGGCAAACAAGUAGCAUAAAUGUUUAAAAGUGAAUUUGCAUGUUUAUAUACUGUCAUUCCUUAAAGUUGAAGCAUGCCUUUCUUUAUUCAUCGGUGGAAUCCUUUCUCAUUUUGGCAAAGAAAAUGCCCAAGUGCCUGGCACAAACAAGCACUGAGUAAAUACUUCUUGAAUGAAUAAAACUAGAUUCUAAAAAUCAUUUGAUCAAACGCAACUCCACACUUUCUACUUCUCUUCUUUUAGAACCACACUGUAUUUCUGCUUUUUUUUUUUUUUUUUUUUUUUUUGACAUAGAAUCUCACUCUGUCACCCAGGUUGGAGUGCAGUGGCAUGCAAUCUUGGCUCACUGCAACCUCUGCCUCCUGGGUUCAAGCAGUUCUCCUGCCUUAGCCUCCCAUGUAGCUGGGAUUACAGGUACCCGCCACCAUGCCCAGCUAAUUUUUGUAUUGUUAGUAGAGAUGGAAUUUCACCAUAUUGGCCAGGCUGGUCUUGAACUCCUGACUUCAAGUGAUCCACCCACCUUAGCCUCCCAAAGUGCUAGGAUUACAGGUGUGAGCCACCACUCCCAGCCCCUAUGUCUGCUUUAAGUGGAGAAGCAGAGCUUAUGAGGGAGGAGAACAAGGGUGCAAAAGGGACCUAGAUAUCACUGAGAACUGCCCUUGUUGUUUGGUUGAGGAAAUGGGCCCAGACAGUGGACAAGACUUGCUCAGGGAGACAAACGAGAUGGUGUCCAGUGCAACAAACCUAGGUUUCCUAACUUCCAGUUCUGUCCACUCUACAUCAGUGCCUCUCACCUGUCCCUGCAGGUUCACAUUUUGGUUAUGUGGAUAAGGAGAAAUAAAUUGAAGAUCACAAUGUCCCAUUUUAUCUUCCCCAAGACAAGCUCUGUAACAUUAAAGACCACUAUGCAAACCGAUUACUAGAAAA